UUUUGUAAAUUUUUUCCGCACAAUCUCAAACCCUAGUUUGUACUUUUCUUCGUCUCCCUCCCGCGGUCUGCGCAGGCUCACCUCCUAAGAUUCAGUUUCUCUUUCGGUUUUUCUUUGAAUAACUUGUAGAUGAAAACUUGGAAGCGGGAAGUGGAUUUGUGGUGAAAAGCUUUAGAUUGUUUGCCAGAAUCCAAUAGCAUUGUUCUUGCCUCAUCACCUGCCAGAAAGCUCCAUGGCAGUUGUUAAACCAGAGAUGAAGUCAUAUAUUUGGCUCCAAACUACCGAUGGUUCAAUUCAACAAGUAGAGGAAGAGGUUGCAAUGUUUUGCCCUAUGAUUUGUAGAGAAGUUAUUCAGUCUGGCAUGGGUUCCUCCAAGAAUUAUGCAAUCACACUCCCUCAACGAGUAAAUCCUGCUAUAUUGGGCUUAAUACUUGAUUAUUGCCGAUUCCAUCAAUUACCCGGUCGUUCAAAUAAGGAGCGCAAGACUUAUGAUGAAAAGUUCAUCCGCUUGGAUACAAACAAGUUAUGUGAGUUAGCAUCUGCUGCUGAUAGUCUCCAGCUAAGGCCAUUGGUGGACCUUACCUGUCGUGCACUUGCUCGGAUGAUUGAAGGAAAAAGUCCAGAGGAAAUACGUGAAACCUUUCAUUUACCCGAUGACCUCACAGAGGAAGAAAAGCUGGAGCCCUUAAGAAACAUGACCGAUGAUCCACGAAUCCGAUUACUUAAUCGACUUUAUGCACGAAAAAGGAAAGAAUUAAAAGAAAGAAAGAAAUUAAAGAAUCUUGAGGUGGAAGAAGAGCAGUGUUUUGAUGAGCGCUCCGUCGACGAUCUUUUGUCAUUCAUAAAUGGUGGAGAUGGAGACUCAAAAGGAGUACGAUCGAAUAAAAAUAAGAAGAAAAACCGGCGAAGGAAAGAACAUUCUAAAAGCUCUUCAAAUAGUGAGAGUGGGAGCAAGAAUAAGGGGCAUAAUUGUCUUCCCUCCAGCCAGACAGCGGGUGCCAUUAAUGAUGUGCCCUCUCCAAGUAGAACUUCUAAGCAGCAAAGUUCUGCAUCUGUUUUGCUUUCAUGUAACGUUGACUUCGAUGAUGACGAUGAUGAUGGUGAUAUUGAUGAUGAGUUAGACCCGGCAAUGAAGGAAGAACUUGACAGGGAGGUGGAGGAUUUUGCGCGGAGGCUAAACUCUGUGUGGCCAGAUAGGAUGCAGGAGCUUCUAUCUUUGGGGGGUCAAGAGAGGAGGCUUGUGGUACCCAUAUCUAUGAACGGUAAUGGUUCUUUAAGGAGAUGUACAGAUUAACUGCCGAUGUCCUUCCUUUUCCCCAUCCAACAACAGCUCUCAAGAUUAAUUUAUUUGUUUUCCAAGUCCCACAAGUCAAUUAUGCUGAAAACGAUGUGCUGGUGGAAAAUUCCGAAUCAUCUUCUAAGCUUGUUGGCGCGGGUGGGAGAAUGAUCAUAUAAGGUGGCAGGUACUGAUUUUAAAAGACAGCAUAAAAGGGCAGGAUUGUAAAAUGUAACUGGUGUUGUAUUGUUUUCACAGUUACUGCGCACAUAGAAGUGUCAUCUGGCGAUUAGCUGAACUUUUAUGGUUUAGCUCUCAAAGUCAGAAGUUUCCCCCCUACUGUAUAAGAAAAUCAAAUGAAAAGGAAAUUAUUCAGUUCUGCGAUUUAUGGCAAAGCAUUUUGAUUUCUUCUUGCAUUUUCUUUAUAAACUUAUGACCUGCUUAGUGAGAAACAUUGUAUGCUUAUAUAGUUCUAUGAGCUCAUGUUAUAUUCAGAAAUGUUGUACUACAAUUUAUCGUACUAGGAUAGGAAAUGUCAA
Molecule: messenger RNA, 1815 nt
Organism: Cuscuta europaea
Lineage: Eukaryota; Viridiplantae; Streptophyta; Magnoliopsida; Solanales; Convolvulaceae
Source: the annotation of a GenBank genome assembly